Messenger RNA from Corticium candelabrum, 3526 nucleotides. RefSeq names its product allene oxide synthase-lipoxygenase protein-like. Gene Ontology annotation, molecular function: oxidoreductase activity, acting on single donors with incorporation of molecular oxygen, incorporation of two atoms of oxygen; metal ion binding; heme binding. Gene Ontology annotation, biological process: hepoxilin biosynthetic process; lipid oxidation; linoleic acid metabolic process. The transcript is spliced from 12 exons. Lineage: Eukaryota; Metazoa; Porifera; Homoscleromorpha; Homosclerophorida; Plakinidae. The record is from RefSeq and is a predicted model, not a curated record. The coding region runs from base 283 to 3411 and encodes 1042 amino acids.
ACGGUACGUAUCGACUUGGUCCAGACUGGGAGUUCUGGAAGACUGGAAGCUCUCUGGUGUGGAAGUUCGAGGCUACGCCUACAUUCAGAGCCGUUUAGAGCUCUAUAUCCGGCUCUGCCUACAUUCAUUUACCACGUAUUACCUGCUAGAAUACGUCAAGCAAGCUAACCGUCAAAGCUAACAUCCCUCGAGUCACGCAAUACAACACAAAGCGCAGAUUCUCUUGCGUGACGUUGUUACAGUGAAGACGAGAGCUCGAGUCUUUGGCGGCGUCUACAAACUAUGACAGAAGAUUGGAGCAAUGACGCGUACCGCUACAUCGAAGAACGUUUGGGAGCAACAAAAUGUGAAAAAAUGAAACAAAACGAGUACCCGUCGAUAGCAGAACCUGGAAUUUUCAGUGGAAUACGACUAUGGGCAAGUAGCAAGAUGCUGAAUGCUCUGGUACAGUACAGGGCGUCUCAAAAAGGUCGUCGAAUAACACACACAUUGGGAGUAGGAGGAGUCGGCAUCGCAACGAUUGUAGACAACGUCGAUAUUCCCAAGAACUCGUUCUUUGUAUCAGGUCGUGUGUUUCCAGUGAGAAUACGUCAUGCAAACCUCACGUUUGAUGAUGAUCGUACACUUGAUAUUCGGUCGGCGUCGCUGAAAUUUGCAGACAAAAAUGUGGAUAGUCCACUGGAUCUUAUCAUGAAUACGGGUGACAGGUGUUCAUUCUGGAAUGGUCCGACGCUCACAGAUUUUCAGGCGUCACGUCCUGCUGCAGAAGAGAAGAAAGAGGAAACUGAAAAGAAAGUGCGAGAAUGGAUGGACAAGAAUUCUGCAUACUACUACAAUGCUAUUCAAAGCAUUCGUCGAGCUCCCACAUCCUACUCAGAUAUGAUAUAUCACAGCCAGGUCACUAUGGAGUUGAAGGAUAAAGAGGACAAGACACAUCAUGUGCGAUUCAGGCUUAUUCCAGCAGACUAUACUGGAUCAGAAAGUGGCUUACCUGAUGCCGAAGACCAGAAAGAACCAUGGAAGUUUGCUGCACGUCCCACAGACUCCAGACCAUCCGACUAUUUACGUCAAGAUUACACAAACAAGCUAAAUGCUGGAUCAGUCAAAUAUCUUCUUCAAAUUCAGUUACAUGGUGGCCAACAAGAUCCCAACAUGUUCAAUUUGGGCAAGCCUUGGACCAACAGUCCAUGGCGUAACCUUGCCAAUGUCUCAAUUCUGUACUCUCUCCUUCCCAGCGUCGUCGAGGUUACCUGCUACAACAUUGCUCAUCUACCCGACUGCAUGGCCAUUCCUGAAGCAGACUCUUUCCAAGAUUAUCGUUCCAUUGGUGUUCUUCGUCGUGGAGUGUACGAGGCAAGUCAGAAAGGAAGACUCUCAUCCGGCCCUCCAAAGUUUGACGAGCCAGCAAAGAUAAGCUACAAAGUUUCUGUCGUUACUUCAAACGAAGGAGGAGCGGGUUAUGAUGGUGAAGUGUUCAUUACUAUAUCGGGAAGCAACGGACGCACGGCACCCACGCAGUUGGAAAAGUCAAGAAUUUUUAGUGAGGAUUUCUCUUCUGGUGAUAGAGAUGCCUUUACGGUUGAGGGGAUCGAUGUUGGUGAUAUAUCUUUCAUUCAAAUCAAUCUGGAGAGAAACAACGAGGACGGUUGGGCUUUAGACAUGAUUUCUAUUGAGAAGGACGGACACGAGGAGAUGUUCCCGGUAUAUCAGUGGAUAUAUGAUCAACUCAUUGUCAGGAGUGGUCAUGCAACAUUGCCAUUUCAAGAUGAUGACAAGCUGAGGGCUAUUCGCUUGCUGGAGAAACAACAAUGGAGGGCACGGUUGCAGUGGCGUGAUUGGGAGAGUAUGCCAUCACAUGCUGAUAUUGAUGAGCAUGGGGAUCUACCACGUGAACUGCAAUUCAUGGAUGAAAAGAACAAAGACUUUCAAGAGGGCAGAAAGCAGGGAAUAAUAAAUCUGAUGCUCAACAAAUUUGUGGGUAUAUUUGAAGAUGUCGAGUCAUUGCAUGAUUUUGUGAACUUCUUUAGAGUUGGGGUUGGACAGGUUCCAGCUGUUGCUGAUCGAUGGCGUUCUGAUCGUGAGUUUGGCAGGCAGUUUCUACAAGGCACUCACCCAAAUGUCUUCAAACAAAUCACUGAGUUGCCUGACAAAUUUCCUUUGCAAGAGAAGGAUGCGGCAGCCGUGCUAGGGAGAGGAGUCACAUUACAGGAUGCAUUGCAGGCUGGACAUGUCUACCUUGCCGACUUCAAGGAACUACAAUGGAUAAAGACACCACCAGAUCGUUUUGUGACACCAGCAAUGUGUCUGUUCUACGUGAAUGCUGCUGGUAAUUUCAUCCCAAUGGCCAUCCAGCUCUAUCAAGAGCCCGGGCCUCAAAACCCCAUCUUCACACCACAAGAUGUCGAGGUGGAUUGGCUGUGUGCGAGGUUCUACCUUCGUUGUGCUGAUGCACAGCUUCAUCAAAUGCGAGAUCAUCUGCUAAUGACGCAUCUGAUUAUGGAACCAUUUGCUGUGUCUCUGUAUCGCAACCUCGCUCGUGUUCAUCCCGUCUUCAAGUUGUUGGUUCCUCACAUUCGCUACACGAUGGCCAUCAACACAAUCGGUCGAAAGACGCUCAUUGGAGAAGGCGGAAUCGCAGACAAAGGACUCGCAGUCGGCAAGGGAGGACACAUUGACUUGAUCCAAAAGAACUACAGAGCAUUCGAUUACAGAAGUAUCGUCUUUCCCGAGUCGCUAGAGAACCGAGGCGUCGCUGACAUGACUAUUCUACCGAAUUACUUCUACAGGGACGACGGAGUUGAGAUAUGGAAGACGAUCGAACAGUUUGUUAGUGACAUCAUUCACGUAUAUUACAAAUCGGAUGAUGAUGUGCAAAGAGAUGAGGAGAUACAACUGUGGAUAAAGGAAAUUCAUGAGUCUGGCUUGCGAAAUCAUGGUUUACCAGACGAGAUCGAUCAUCAUGUGCCGUUUGAGUUCAAAUCAAUUGGUGAUCUCGUUGAGUGUCUUACUGCCGUCAUUUUCACGUGCUCGUGUGAGCAUGCGGCUCAGAAUUUUGGUCAGUUUGAAUAUUAUGCGUUCAAUCCGAAUGCACCGAUGAUUAUGAGGAGAGCUCCACCGAAAGAGAAAGGCACGUUGAAGAUGGAAGAUCUUGUCAAGAUGUUGGGACACCCGGAUCACGUGUCUGUGCAGAUAGCAGGCACCUGGACAUUGUCCCAGUUCAGUGAUGAUGAGCUCUUCCUUGGUGACUACCCACAUUUCCAUUUUCAAGAUCAACCAGCUAGAGAUGCCAUCGAGCGAUUCCGUAAACGGCUUGCUGCUAUCGACAUAGACAUAGACAAAAGAAACAAAACACUAGAAGUUCCCUACACUUUCCUCAAACCCAGCCUAGUGCCAAACAGCAUCGCCAUAUGAACGAAGUCAAAACGGACGAACAAAUAAGGAAUUUUUGCUGUAACGAAAUUAGUUGUUGAAUGCUGUUGAUUUGUGUUAUAUCUGUUUGUAUCUUACAUAAACGCUGCAGACUAUA